Molecule: messenger RNA, 1477 nt
Organism: Electrophorus electricus (electric eel)
Lineage: Eukaryota; Metazoa; Chordata; Actinopteri; Gymnotiformes; Gymnotidae
Gene: med28
Product: mediator complex subunit 28
Cellular component (GO): mediator complex
Source: RefSeq, a predicted model, not a curated record
GAUACAAAGCGGACAAACACAAAAAAUGGCGUCCUCCAUGGGCGGAAUGUUCCCAGGGCAGCAGCCCCCUGGUCCGCACCCUCCGGCUGGCGUUCCUGGACCACUGGCAGGCCCUCCGGGGAGUAGAGCUCCGAACAGUACUUUGGUGGAUGACCUGGAAGCUUCUUUUGAGGCAUGUUUCGCAUCUCUCGUAAGCCAGGACUAUGUGAAUGGCACAGAUCAGGAAGAAAUCAGAACAGGGGUUGAUCAGUGCAUUCAGAAGUUUCUCGAUGUGGCCAGGCAAACAGAGUGUUUUUUCCUUCAAAAAAGGCUACAGCUCUCAGUACAGAAACCUGAACAGGUAGAGAAAGAGGACAUAUCGGAGCUGAGGAAUGAGCUUCAGAGGAAGGACAUGCUGAUCCAGAAGCACCUGACUAAGCUCCACCACUGGCAGCAGGUGUUGGAGGACAUCAGUGUCCAGCACAAGAAGCCCACAGAACUUCCACAGGGUCCAUUGGCCUUCUUGGAACAGGCCUCUGCGAACCUGCCUGCUCCUGUCAAGCCCAACUGAGCAUACUCGUAAAGAUGCAGGGCUGGACAAAAUAAAGAUCUGUACUGUUAUUGCAGUACUGCAGUAUUGGAACAAUAUUUUUGGGUAACGUCAGGCCACAGUAAAGUCCUGGUAAGAUGACUGCUAUUCAUCUGAACAGUGGUGCUUGUGAUGGAUGUUGUUUUUUUUUUUAUAUCCAGUGUAAAGAAAACAUGGUUAGACCUGUAGGAGUGAAUUUUUUAUUUAGGGAGUAAUCUAUUAAUUUAGAAAUGAAUAUUAGUGUGGUUACUUGUAAGAAAGCUGUAUAGUUCAGGAUCUAGUGAGGUUUUUUUUGUAGCUGACAUCAGAAUUUAUAAGAAAUGGUUAAUGGUUAAAUGAGUAAUUCGAAAUACCUUAACAUUUUUGAUUGUGUGCAUAGUAUACAGUUAUGUAUGAUAACCUGACAAGUUACUCUUUUAAUAAAUGGCCAUUCAAGAACUUCAAGUAGAAUUUAAACUAGAUUUUUGAAUGAACUUUUUAAGAGAAUUAAGUAUUUUGUCAUUGUCAAUAUUUCACAAUCAUUGUACGCCUUUUUUUGAAUAAAUAUCUGUAUCUGUACUUUGUGUGUUUAACACUUUUGUGUGCUAAAAACUAUUCAUACAAAACAAAACUUGGCCUUUAUCAGUUAUCUAUUAUUUUUAUGGUUGUCCAUUUAGUUAACAUUAGUUUGUUGAGUAGUUUUCUGUCAAGAUAAUUGUCAAGCAUUUGCAAGGUAGCUUGCUGUUGCUGAGAAAUGCAUGCUACUUGGCUAACUUUAAAUCUUAUGAUGAAAUGGCCUGUAUUUUUGUUACUUUUAGAAAGUAAAAAAAAAUCUUGUAUAUGUACCUUAUUUUAGAAACUUAGCAAAGUAAGCUUUCUCCUGUAUUGUUCAUCAGUCCUGAAUGCCUAAUAUAUUAAGAUAUGGCUGUC